Molecule: messenger RNA, 639 nt
Organism: Caenorhabditis briggsae
Lineage: Eukaryota; Metazoa; Nematoda; Chromadorea; Rhabditida; Rhabditidae
Exons: 3
Coding region: 1-639 (212 amino acids)
Source: RefSeq, a predicted model, not a curated record
AUGGUAAUUUUCAAGGAUCAUCUAACAGGGGAUGUGUUGAUGGAAGCUGAAAAUGGGAAAUUUGAAUUCGUCGAAAAGCUGUUUUUCAAAUUUCGAGCCGACUAUAUAAAUGUGGAGACCGAAUCGAACGAAACGAAAACUGUGAUUGAUGUGAUAUGGAAGUAUAAAAUGAAGAAGUUUGACAUGUGGAGAGUUGAGAAGGAUAUUUUUGAUUUUGGAGAAAAGUUGGGAGAGCUUGUGGAGAUGAAAAUGUGCAAGGAUAACGCAGAUUUCACUCAUAUGGUUGAUUACAUUUUCAAUUUGAGAGCAUGGUUCAGAGCAAAUCGUGAAACCAAAGGCAUCAAAGUCUUCAUGGGACCAUCUUCCACAUAUAUGCAUCAUGCUUACGCAAAAAACUACACACCUGUCUUCCUGAAAGAAGAAAAUGGAAUUCCUUUCGUUUACAUUUUCAGAGAGACUGUCAAUGUUGAAGGUCUUAUCGAAGAGGAAUUGGAAGGAAUGACAUUAGAAGAGAAAUCAGAUCAAGUCUUCCCAGAAGAACCAAAAACUUAUCAUGAAGAGGAAAAGAAGACGUCAGAAGAGAACCACAAAAAUGCGGAUAAUUUAACGAAAAUGACAGCGGAAGCAGCAGCCCAAUAA